Ambispora gerdemannii is the source of this 750-nucleotide messenger RNA. NCBI's taxonomy places the organism in Eukaryota, Fungi, Glomeromycota, Glomeromycetes, Archaeosporales, Ambisporaceae. The record is from the annotation of a GenBank genome assembly.
AUGCAUAUAUUUGAUACAUUUGGUUCAACAUGGAACCAAAUUCUACCUUUUUCUAGUUAUGUUCCAGAUCAAAGAAAAGUCUGUUCUUCAACAUUUAAAGAUGGUAAAAUUUAUUAUGUUGGAGGCGUCUAUCAAACUGACAAAGUCAUUGAUAUUCGAGAAAUAUUGAUAUAUGAUACGUCCAAUGAAAAUUCUCCGUGGUCUUUAAAAAUUGCAACAAAUAUAACAAACAUUAGCAACCGAUUUUUUCAUUCAGCAGUUCUUGAUAAUAUUAUUAUAUUUGGUGGCACGAAAGAAUUCUCUGAUUCAAGAAAUAGUUCACUAGAUUAUACUUUAAAUGAUUACUUGAUUUCUUUGAAUCUCGAAACAUUUGAAUUGUCAGAACUUAAAACUCUAAACAAACCUAGUAUUUAUGAUAUACCAUAUAUCACACCGAUUGAACCACCAACACCUCCAUCUCCAACACCGCCAAUCAAAAUAAUAAUUAUAUCUAUAAUAGGAUCGCCUGUUUUUAUCGUAGCAAUUGUGACAGGCUUUAUUUUUAUCGCAAAAAACGUAGAAAUUAUAAUUUGCAAACUCAACCAACCCAAUACAGCGUUAUCUCACAAUACGCCCGUAAAUCAACACACUACUACAUUUGAUCACAAUACAACAUUCUCUCAUGUAACUGUAAUUCCACAAAUUGAUACGUUUGAUCACAAUGAUCCUAAUUAUAAUUCUACUUUAGCUUUUAAACUUUCCUUAAUUUAA